Messenger RNA from Erinaceus europaeus (western European hedgehog), 2713 nucleotides. It is a transcript of the gene MPZL2, whose product is annotated as myelin protein zero like 2. The record is from RefSeq and is a predicted model, not a curated record. NCBI's taxonomy places the organism in Eukaryota, Metazoa, Chordata, Mammalia, Eulipotyphla, Erinaceidae. Gene Ontology annotation, cellular component: membrane. The transcript is spliced from 6 exons. Gene Ontology annotation, biological process: cell-cell adhesion. The coding region runs from base 182 to 826 and encodes 214 amino acids.
CCUUUCAUUCCAGUAGAAGUCUGUUGGGGAUGAGUCACUGGUGCUCAGAUUCUGAAAGGUGAGGGGGUCUGACUCCUCUGCUCAAACGCUGAGCUCCUUCUUCCUGGAGUGGAUUUGGCAGGGGUGUUGCAGUCCUUGAUUUGCCCGGUCUGGUUUCUGGGGCCAGGGCUGGGUUUCCCUCAUGUAUGGCAAGAGUCGGACAUGCGCUGUGCUUCUCCUUGGCAUACAGCUCACAGCUCUCUGGCCUGUAGCAGCUGUGGAAAUUUACACCUCUCGUGUCCUGGAGGCUGUCAAUGGCACAGACCUUCGGCUGAAAUGCACCUUCUCCAGCUUUGCCCCUGUGGGUGAAGCGCUAACAGUGACCUGGAAUUUUCGUCCACAAACUGGGGGACCUGAACAGUUUGUAUUUUACUUCCAUGUGGACCCUUAUAAGCCCAUGGGUGGUCGUUUCAAAGACCGGGUAUCCUGGGAUGGGAACCCUGAGCGAUAUGAUGUCUCCAUCAUUCUCUGGAAGUUGCAGUUUGACGACAAUGGGACCUACACCUGCCAAGUGAAGAACCCACCUGAUGUGGAUGGACUGAUAGGGGAGACCCAGCUCACUGUUGUGCGAACAGCACGCUUCUCUGAGGUCCAUUUCCUGGCUCUAAUAAUUGGCUCGGCUAGUGCACUGAUGAUCAUAAUAGUCAUUGCGGUGGUCCUCUUCCAGCAUUUCCAGAAAAAACGCUGGGCUGAAAGAGCUCAUAAAGUGGUGGAGAUAAAAUCAAAAGAAGAGGAAAAGCUCAACCAAGAAAAAAGGAUUUCUAUCUAUUUAGAGGACACAGACUAACAUUCUUUAAUGGAAGCUGAAGAGUUCCAAGAACCUUACAAUGAAGAGUUCCAAGAACCUUACAAUAAGUUGAAGUUAAUGGGAGCUUUCCUUUAGCUUUUCCAGUUGUUACCUGCCUUCCAGCCAGCUCUACGAUACAUGGCCAUCUACAUAAGCAACAUCCUCUGGAACCAGCCAAGGGCCCUUCUUGAGCAGAGAACACUAGACUCAGAUAACAGCCUAUCACCAAAGCUUUAUUCAAUUUUAGAGUGCAAAUAUUUCUGAGAUGUUCACUAGUUUCUGUAUGCAAGAAACUACAUUUUUUGCCCUUAAACACUCCUCGUGGAUUGUGACUUGUGUACACGUACGUCUAUUGGCACCAAAUGGGAUAAAGACCAACUUGUUUAACCUGUUAUUUCUUUAGAGCAACACUCUUGCUACUACAGUUAAUGUGUUCACUUUAUACUUUCAAUUAAAAGGCAAGCUAAUUCUCCUAGCUGCUUUUAACUGAUCAACAGAACAUUCUGAAAUCAAAUGAUUAAACAAACAGCAGUUUGAUUUUAUGACUCUCCUUAAGCACAAAACAUAUCUUAUUUGUUGAACUUCUUCCAAUAUCCUAGAUAAUAGUUUUUUUUUUUUUUUUGUCAAUCCAAAGUUUACAAUAGCAUAAGUCUAAAUCAGAGCCACUAGAAAAAGCUACAUCAGUGCUAGUAGGUUCACAAGUGACAUCAUCUCAGGACAGAUUGCUUGUUGCUUUUUUUUUUCUUUUUUCAUUGUAAAAUGAUCAAUGAUGGAGAGCCCUCAUGAACAAUGAGUAAUUGCUUAGGUGAUUGCGGUCUUACCCCAACUCAGUGAUCUAUAACAAUAGCAACAGCUCUAGUCUAUGCCCUGAAGUUAUUAUACUUGUAGACUGGAAUUAUUAACCAGUUAUAAAGAAGAACUCUGAAAUAGUAAUUAUUAGGAACUUAAAAAAUUUAGGACUGGUGAGAAAAAUCAACCCUAAAUGAUUUAGUUUUGUAAAGUGCUAUACAAAUCUCUGAGAACUGGAAGAGGUUAUUUAAAUGGACUAUUUUAUUAUUAGUUUUUCACUUUCAGGUACUUGUUUAUUUCAGGGGAGGGAAGAUUUGCCAUGGGGGCAGAGAAAAAUCAAAACUAACAGAAUGAACCCAACUUUAUUCUUGUUUCCCUUAAACCAAUAGUAGGUGGAACAAACUUUGGAACUUGGCAGUGGAAAUAAGAGUGCUUUCUGUUUAGUUUCUCAGUCUCUUUUCUAACUUAACUUACAGUAUCAUUUAUUUGAAGAAUAGAAAACAAAAACAAUUGGAUUAUCCUCCCACACCUCCAAUCUUUACAGCUUAGUACUUCAGUUUUCAUUGACUGGGAUGAAGAUGAUAUUUUAAUAAACCAGAAUUUUUAGACAGAUUAUCUGAAUGUAAAGACCUUAAACUUUUCUAAAUUCCCAAUACUUUGAAUAACAGUGCAAUUUGUAUAUGAACCUUGAUUCUGAAAUUCACUCUGUACUAGUCUAAUUUUGCCUUUCAUAUGGCUUAAAAAAGUAAAAUUCCAAAACACAAUUUGAGAAUUAAUUAACAGUUGAAGUCUAUCUUACCUUUAGUUCAGUUUUAAUUCUUUUCAUAAUUCAACUUUUAAAAAUGUAGUAACUGGAAAUUUCUUCAAACAAUGGCCUGGAUGAUGUUCCCUAAAUAUAAUGAAGAAGUAUUAAAAACUCAUGGGAAAUCUUUCCAGCAAAACUUGCAGCUUGUGUCUUGACUAAAGAUUCCUGGGUUAAUAUGCUCUGUUCAAUAUUUCUUCCUAAAGAGAAUUUUUGUAUUGUAAUUUAUUUUUAUUGUGCUUGAACACUAUACUAUGUAAAUAAACUUGAGUAAUAAAGAACUGUCAGGUAUAUAA